Cavenderia fasciculata is the source of this 198-nucleotide messenger RNA. RefSeq lists its product as uncharacterized. The record is from RefSeq and is a predicted model, not a curated record. The transcript has 2 exons. Bases 1 to 198 code for a protein of 65 amino acids. NCBI's taxonomy places the organism in Eukaryota, Evosea, Eumycetozoa, Acytosteliales, Cavenderiaceae.
AUGGAGCCAUCAACCUGUGAAUUGAUGUUUUUAGAUUUUGAAAAUAUAGGUGAUGAAUGGAUCACCACCAUGUUUGAUUUAUUUAUUCCAGAGAGAGUGGUUAAUCUUUCUUCUUCUUUUUCUUAUUCUUUUUCCCUUUGUCGUCUCGUUCAUCCAAUCUUUAUCGCGAUCAUUAAUCCAAAUACAUAUUACAGUUAA